This is a messenger RNA of Microcebus murinus (gray mouse lemur), 3236 nucleotides long. RefSeq names its product potassium voltage-gated channel subfamily C member 3 (gene KCNC3). Gene Ontology annotation, cellular component: presynaptic membrane; dendrite membrane; voltage-gated potassium channel complex. Lineage: Eukaryota; Metazoa; Chordata; Mammalia; Primates; Cheirogaleidae. Gene Ontology annotation, molecular function: protein binding; delayed rectifier potassium channel activity. Gene Ontology annotation, biological process: action potential; potassium ion transmembrane transport; protein homooligomerization. The record is from RefSeq and is a predicted model, not a curated record.
AUGCUGAGCUCAGUCUGCGUCUCGUCCUUCCGCGGGCGCCAGGGGGCCAGCAAGCAGCAGCCGGCGCCACCGCCGCAGCCGCCCGAGUCCCCGCCGCCGCUGCCGCCGCUGCCACCGGCGCCGCUGCAGCAGCAGCAGCCUGCGCAGCCCGGCCCCGCCGCGUCCCGCGGCCCCCAGGCAACCCGCGGGCCCGGGGGCCAGCGCGCCGAGCCAUGCCCCGGGCUGCCGGCGGCGGCCAUGGGGCGGCACGGCGGCGGCGGUGGCGACAGCGGCAAGAUCGUGAUCAACGUGGGCGGCGUGCGCCAUGAGACGUACCGCUCGACGCUGCGUACCCUGCCGGGGACGCGGCUGGCAGGCCUGACGGAGCCGGAGGCUGCGGCGCGCUUCGACUACGACCCGGGCGCCGACGAGUUCUUCUUCGACCGGCACCCGGGAGUCUUCGCCUACGUGCUCAACUACUACCGCACCGGCAAGCUGCACUGCCCGGCAGACGUGUGCGGGCCUCUCUUCGAGGAGGAGCUUGGCUUCUGGGGCAUCGACGAGACCGACGUGGAGGCCUGCUGCUGGAUGACCUACCGGCAGCACCGAGAUGCCGAGGAGGCGCUCGACUCCUUCGAGGCACCCGACUCUGCGGGCGCCGCCAACGCCAACGCCGCGGGCGCCCACGACGGAGGCUUGGACGACGAGGCGGGUGCGGGCGGCGGCGGACUGGACGGUGCGGGCGGCGAGCUCAAGCGCCUCUGCUUCCAGGACGCGGGCGGCGGCGCCGGGGGACCGCCGGGGGGCGCGGGCGGCGCGGGCGGCACUUGGUGGCGCCGCUGGCAGCCCCGCGUGUGGGCGCUCUUCGAGGACCCCUACUCGUCGCGGGCCGCCAGGUAUGUGGCCUUCGCCUCGCUCUUCUUCAUCCUCAUCUCCAUCACCACCUUCUGCCUGGAGACCCAUGAGGGCUUCAUCCACAUCAGCAACAAGACGGUGACGCAGGCCUCUCCGAUCCCCGGGGCUCCGCCGGAGAACAUCACGAACGUGGAGGUGGAGACGGAGCCCUUCCUGACCUACGUGGAGGGCGUGUGCGUGGUCUGGUUCACCUUCGAGUUCCUCAUGCGCAUCACCUUCUGCCCGGACAAGGUGGAGUUUCUCAAGAGCAGCCUCAACAUCAUCGACUGUGUCGCCAUCCUGCCCUUCUACCUGGAGGUGGGCCUCUCGGGGCUCAGCUCCAAGGCCGCCAAAGACGUGCUGGGCUUCCUCCGGGUCGUGCGCUUCGUCCGCAUCCUGCGCAUCUUCAAGUUGACCCGGCACUUCGUGGGGCUGCGUGUGCUGGGCCACACGCUCCGCGCCAGCACCAACGAGUUCCUGCUGCUCAUCAUCUUCCUGGCCCUGGGGGUGCUCAUCUUUGCCACCAUGAUCUACUACGCGGAGCGCAUUGGCGCCGACCCUGAUGACAUCCUGGGCUCCAACCACACCUACUUCAAGAACAUCCCCAUUGGCUUCUGGUGGGCUGUGGUCACCAUGACGACCCUGGGCUAUGGAGACAUGUACCCCAAGACGUGGUCAGGCAUGCUGGUCGGGGCGCUGUGUGCUCUGGCGGGGGUGCUCACCAUCGCCAUGCCUGUGCCCGUCAUUGUCAACAACUUUGGCAUGUACUAUUCGCUGGCCAUGGCCAAGCAGAAGCUGCCCAAGAAGAAGAACAAACACAUCCCCCGGCCCCCGCAGCCUGGCUCGCCCAACUACUGCAAGCCUGACCCACCCCCGCCACCUCCGCCCCACCCUCACCACGGCAGCGGCGGCAUCAGCCCCCCGCCACCCAUCACGCCGCCCUCCAUGGGGGUGACUGUGGCCGGAGCCUACCCCCCGGGGCCCCACACGCACCCCGGGCUGCUCAGGGGGGGAGCGGGGGGGCUGGGGAUCAUGGGGCUGCCUCCUCUGCCGGCCCCUGGCGAGCCUUGCCCGUUGGCCCAGGAGGAGGUGAUUGAGAUCAACCGGGCAGAUCCCCGCCCCAAUGGGGACCCGGCGGCAGCUGCACUUGCCCACGAGGACUGCCCAGCCAUCGACCAGCCCGCCAUGUCUCCGGAGGACAAGAGCCCCAUCACCCCCGGAAGCCGGGGCCGCUACAGCCGGGACCGGGCCUGCUUCCUCCUCACCGACUACGCCCCUUCCCCUGAUGGCUCCAUCCGGAAAGCCACCGGUGCUCCCCCACUGACCCCCCUAGACUGGCGUAAGCCAGGCCCCCCAAGCUUCUUGCCCGACCUCAACGCCAACGCUGCGGCCUGGAUAUCCCCCUAGUGGACGAACCCCCUCCCCCCGGGGAAAAGCCCCGGGACACUUUUCUGGGUGCAGGAUGGGGUGAGAAAGGCUCAGCUGCCUGCCCACUCCCCUGCGAAGCCAGCCAGCACUCAGCACCCACGUGCCCCGGGUGCUGGGCACAGGGAGCUCAGCCGUGAACAAAAUCCACCCCCUCCAGGAGCUUCCAGUCUGGAUGGGGAGGCAGACACAGACCUAGAAAGUCACUGUUGAGGUGACACACGCUCCGAUGGAGGCAGCAUAGGCAGCGCAGUAGAGGAACACACAAAGCUUCCCAGGGCGGACGGGGCAUGGGGACUCCAGAUGACUAGGGUGAGACGUACACACAGCAGGGUUCUGCCAGCUGCCGGGCAGUUCCCGUUAGUAAAGACUAGAGGGAACUACACAAAAAGCCUGGGAGCCAUGUCCUAGAGGGAGAGGGACUAGGAGGCAGAGAUCUGGCAGGGAAGCAGCAGCCAGGCUGGUGGCUGGGACCUUGUCCAGGAGCAGGGACAGGCUGGGGACUGAAGGCUGUGCCAAGGUGAGGGGGACAGGAAGACACCAGCAAGCUCUUACCACAUGCUAGAUAUGGGGAGAUAUUUUAUAUAACAUAUAUUGUUUCGUCCUGUUAAUAAGAACCCUAGCCAGCCUCUAGCUCCUUUCCUUCAUGUAUUCAUUCAUUCAUUCGGCAACCAAUCUAAUCCUUAUGUGAGCAGUGCCAGGCAGUGUAGCUUGCAGUGCACAAAGCAAGCAUCUAUUGCCAUCACAGCUUCCAGUCUCCCAUCCACGUACUAACCGGGCCCGACCCUGCUUAGCUUCUGAGCUCAGAUGAGAUUGGGAAGCGUCCAGCCUAAAGCCUAGGCUGUCAAACUAACUAUACAGCCGGAGGGCCAAACCUUUCAGCCAACUGUUUUUGUAAAUAAAACUUUAUUGAAACACAGCCCGUGUUAGGGCGAGCA